AUGGGCAUUGAAGAGGAGUUGGGGCUUAACGGAGCAGUCAGCGUAAAAGGCAUGAAACCAAUAAGGACAGAAAUCCAAAAAGUCAAGGCCUACGAAAGCUUCAUUUCUAUCAAGACAAAGGGACUGACAGUAAUCUACUGUUACAUCUCUCUAAACAUUCCCAUUGGAAUCUACAAGAAAAAGGUGAGUGACAUCAUAGAAGUCGAAAGGAGAACAAGAAAACGAUGCAUCAUCCUGGGAGAUAUAAAUGCCAAAUCCGUUCUGUGGGGCCCUCCGGUCUCUGACCCCAGGGCCAGGGGAGACUACUGGGCAGAAUGGCUCGCGGCGCUGGAAAUGGUAGUGAUGAACACGGGCCUGGAACCUACCUUCACAUGGGGGGAAAGCCGAUCAUACAUAGAUGUCACUUGCUGCAACCAGGACGUGGCCCUGGGGGUUGGAGAGUGGAGGGUCCUCACGGAGGAAAGCCUCAGUGACCAUCAAUUUAUUCAGUUCUCCGUUGAAGUAAUAGGAGUAGUGGAUAAACAUAUUCGGACAAAGGUGGAUUAUGACUGGGAAUGUUUUAAAACACUACUGAAAUGGACAUUGGAAUUAGCUCCAGAAGACAUACAAAAUGGGGCAUCCGGGUGCCAGGCGACCAUAAAGGAGAUACUGAAGGCAAGCCUUAGGCAAAGCACUGGCGAAAGAACUGAGAAUCCGUACUGGUGGAAUGAUGAGGUCCAAGCGAAACGGGAAGAAAGCAUCAUUCUUUCAUGA
This is a messenger RNA of Leptinotarsa decemlineata (Colorado potato beetle), 753 nucleotides long. RefSeq lists its product as uncharacterized. NCBI's taxonomy places the organism in Eukaryota, Metazoa, Arthropoda, Insecta, Coleoptera, Chrysomelidae. The record is from RefSeq and is a predicted model, not a curated record.